Molecule: messenger RNA, 603 nt
Organism: Cetraspora pellucida
Lineage: Eukaryota; Fungi; Glomeromycota; Glomeromycetes; Diversisporales; Gigasporaceae
Source: the annotation of a GenBank genome assembly
AUGUCUUCUAAUAAAUGUAAAAAUAAAACUACUCUUACCAAUAAACAAAAACAAAAGAUUAUUAUGUAUAAAAAUCAAAAUUCUAAUAUUACCCAUGUUGAACUUGUUGAUUGGAUAAAAAAUAAGUUUAAUCUUGAUAUUUAUUCAAUUGCCAUUAGGUGUCUAAUAAAAAAUAAAGAUGAUAUUGAAAGCAAUCUUUCUAAAAAAAGACAAAAAACAGUACAAUUUCCUGAGCUUAAAAAUGCAUUACUUGAAUGGGUUCUGCAAAACCAAGAAAAAAUAAGAUUAAGCAAUGCAAUUCUUAUUGAAAAAGCAAAAAGUUUUGCACAAAUAUUGAAUUUAUUUAAUAGUGAUCUUAAAUUUUUACAAGGAGAAGAGGCUUCUGUAGACAAAUCUGUUAUUGCAGUUGCUAUUCCUCAGUUAAAUAAGAUAUUAAAAGAAUAUAACUUAAAAGAUAUAUGUAAUAUAAAUGAAACUAGAUUAUUUUAUUAUCUUGAACCAAAUACUAUACUAGCCAAUUAUACAAAAAUCCUUCCAAAUGUUCAAGACAAUAAAGAACUUACUAUUAAUGAUAAUGAUGAUAAUUUGAUGAAAGAACUAUGA